Cydia pomonella (codling moth) is the source of this 3827-nucleotide messenger RNA. RefSeq lists its product as uncharacterized. The record is from RefSeq and is a predicted model, not a curated record. The coding region runs from base 419 to 3049 and encodes 876 amino acids. NCBI's taxonomy places the organism in Eukaryota, Metazoa, Arthropoda, Insecta, Lepidoptera, Tortricidae. The transcript has 6 exons.
ACAUGGCAACAAAACAUUUAUCAGGUCCUAAUUGGACAAAGUGUUUUUGAUAGAAAAAUGCUUUUUUUCAUAUCAAUUAUUCUUUGUGGGUAUGUUGUUGUUCUCUAAUAAUCAUUUAAAAUUAUCUUGUUCAAAUCUACUGAAUAUAUCUAUUUUUAUAUUUUACUACAAAAUGUAGGGCAACAAAUUCUUUAUUUUUCUAAAACAUAUAUGGGUAUACGCUUACAAUUCGGAAAGAACGGGAUAAUGAACUUCCAGUAGUUGAUUGACGGCAGAAGCAAAUACAUGCGGAAUAGGAAAAUAUUUAAAAUUUGAUACAUAAAAGCUUAGUAAAAACGGUAUUUGAUACCAUACAUCGCUUAAGACAAUCUCUGCUAUUAAUUGCUGAGAUUCAGAUUAAUAUACAUGUAAAUAGACGAUGGACCGUAUUCAAGACCUGUCAGCCUUCCAAGGCGCGAUUUUAUCUGCUGAUAAUUUCCAUUCCUUUUCAAAGUUGAUUUCAAGAGGAGGAAAUGAGGAAAAAGUGAAAUAUGUUCUGGAGAAACUUUCCAAAUUCUUGAAUGACAAAAACUAUAUUGAUGAGAAUGGAGUGGUCCUAGAAAGACGGGAUGAAUAUAGAAAACUAGCACUAUACAUUGCUUUAAAUGCAGACCUUCCAAUUCUGGAAGAGAUGACUGAAAUGGAAGGCAUGCAGAUGGUUAUUUGGAUGAUCCCCACUGUGCCCAAGUAUCUUUUAUAUGAGAUAUUCUUUAAUCUCCACAUGCAGCAAUUUCUAUAUGAAAUAAUAGCAUUUUCCAACCCUCAUCUGGCCUUGCAAAUAGCGGAUGCAUUUAUUGUCAACAUGAAGUAUUUAAACCCUGUGGAUCAGCUUGACAGGGCCCGCAUAGUUGCAGCAGCUCUUUACAGAUUGAUAUGUAGACUGCAUUUUUAUCAUGAUGGUAGUGAUGGAGAUUUGCUAACAGAUGCCUUAAAUAACUUCCAACUGUGUAUCAAUAAGUUCACAAACCCUCCUAAUGCAGACAAGGUUCUGAAUAUGCCCAAAGAUGAUCAAUACAAAUACUUAGGAAGAAGCCUUAGUAUCAUGCUGAACCUGAUUGAGGAAUGUAUGCUACAGUUCACUAGUAAGCAAGAGUUUGAAGCUGAAGGAUUUAAUGAAAUUUAUCUGGGUACACACCAUCCUGAAAGUAUUGCAACAAAAACAUUGAAUUUCAAAAUCUGUGAUAGCCCAAAUGAUGCAAUAUUGCAGUGCCUAAAUAAAUGCCAUGCAUUAUUGCUGGACGACUGCACAACUCAAGUCAUGAGUGUCAGUGUUGACAUAUUCUGUGCUUGGAGUGAAUAUGAAGAAAAUGGGAAAAGCAUACAGCAAAGCAUUGGAGAGCUCUGCUUUAAACUUCGCACAAUACUCCAAGGCAUUCCUAGCAUUUCUGAACAUACUCUUGUUGGUAUGUUAAAACAGAUAUCCAGAGAACCUUUAAAUCACAAAGAUAUCAUUAAUGAAACUGAUAUUGAAGUUAUUGUAGAGAAAAUCAAUGCUCAUGAUGAAGAAAGUCCUUCUUGGCUAAGUGCACUGCUGUAUAAAGAUGAUUUGUGCCAAAAUUUAACACUACUGCUUCUUCUUGAAUCAAACAUAACACUUUUAAAAGAGGAACAAAGUCAAAACUUAUUUGAAAAGAUCAUUGAUCAUCUGCAUGAUGACCAAGAAAACAGUGAAUAUUUAAAAGUUCUAGCCAUAAAAGCAUUCCAUCAAUGCAACAAUACUGUUAAAGAUGAAAUCAUCACAAACCAAUUCAGUGACAACCUGCAUGACAAAAUGGAAAAUGGAGAUUUCGCAACCAUGAUGACAGAGAUAUUCAAUAAGCUCACUGUCUCUGAUGAUGCAGAUCCAUCGGAUAUCUUGACAUUAUUCCUUCAGAACCCUAAGCAAACAUUUAUGAAAAUAUUUAAAUUAGCGGCAGAGAAUGAGAAACAGACUGAUAUUAUGUUAAGGGUUAUGGACAGUUUAGAAAAAUAUAACAAUUUUUACUACAGACAAGACACAGAACCAUGCAUCAUUAAAGUCAGUAAUCAUGUACUGGAGAGUUAUUUAGACACUGAUGUAAAGCAGAGUAAUUUUGUAAAUUUUAUCAGUAAGCUCAAGCAACGGAAUAUAAUUCCAGGGAAUAAAUUAUUAAUGUUAAUAAUAAUGCCAAAUUUGCACAAAGGGUUAAUAAACAGGCAUGUUAUUGGGAUGAAUGUGCAAAUAAAAUUGUUGAUGGCAGCUUAUACAAUUGAGGAGUUACUGGAAUUCAGGGCGCCAAUGUUGGCUAUGUUGGCCCAAGUCCUAGAAAUUGUAAGGUGGAAGUUUACUUCCUUUGAAGCAGCUAUGCCACCAACAUUGGAGUUGGCUUUGAGAUUACAGCAAGAGAUCUUUAAUACUUAUGAAGCUCAGAUACCUGAAAAAGAACUAAAGUGGCUAAAGAGCAAACUGAAGAAUUUGCAGCCUCUCAACAUGUACUACUACCGGAAGCUCUGGGACCCUCCUGGCAGCAGUUUCAUUGAGGUCAUCACUGGACUUCGCAUAAGAAAGGAGAUGGAUGUUGAUCAAAUCACCUCUAUGCUGUUACAAGUAUUAUGCUCCAUUACCUAUCAAGAGAUGUCAGAAAUAUAUGAUGGCUUGUCAGUAUUCGGAGAUGACACAACCCUGGAAAUACUACAAGAUGCUGUAUUACUGGUCACAGUAGCGGAGAAGUCAAAUAGGACAGACAUUUCGUGGGCAUGUCUACUCAACUGCUAUAGGAACUUCAUUAUUACUAUAAAGAACAAAUAUUUCAAGGAACCUCUCACCAACGAUCAAGUAAUGAAUGUCGUGCGAAAACUAGUAAGGAUUGUCAAUAUAGUUGACGAAAAAUACGUGAACGAAUUCGCAGCAAUUUUAAUGCCAUUGCUAUCUUACAUUGCUGAAAAAAGAAGUGAUUACUCCACAGACAUUGCCAAUUAUAUACAAGAGAAAGUGAAAAAGACACAAUUUUCUUCAAUACUCAAUCAAGUUUUCAUCAGCUCUACUGUAUAAUUUUUUCGUAUAAGACCUAAUUUUGAUGUUUACCACUUUGAGUAUUUGAUUCCCUUUUAGUGAUAUGUUACUCAUUUUUAUGUUUACGCUUUGAUUACAUUUUGAAGAACAAGUUUAAAUAACAAACUUUUGUGAGAUCAUAUUAAAUAUAUUAAACCGAGUUAGUCACCUAAUUUAAGUCGAAGAUUGCUUCAAUGGGAGACUGCGGGCUGCAUGCUCGACUGCUCGGCGCGAGCGGCACGGCGACGGUGCAGGGGAGGUGAGAAACUACCCUCGUUUUCGGCAUUAUUUUCAGAUGAUGGGUUUCACACAAACUACGUCAUUCGACCAUUUACCGAAUGACGGUUUAAUAUAUUUAAUAUGGAAAAACAAGUAUUAAAAAUAAAUACAUGUUAUUUUUUGUUAAGUUUGAUUCUUGUUUAAAGCUGUGAAAACAUUGUGCUUGAGUGCAUAAUAUAAAUAUGAUAUACAUUUUAGACUUUUAUGUAGACAAGACAAGGUUUUUGGGUUUUUAUAUAUUUUUUUAAACUUCGAGAACAAGGUAUUACCGAAAUACCUAGAAUCUCAAGAGAUGAUUCAUCUGAUUUGAUAACUUAGAUUUGCGCUUGAUUGAAUAGGAGAGACUAGAUCAAAGAUCAGUACGUUAUUUUAUUUCCAGUCUUUCUUAUUCCUGACUGAUAUACAUGCAGUCUGGACAGUCAUCUUAUGAAUAAAAGUUUUUUAACGAUUUUGUUCGUAUUUAAUAUGAUUAGAUAUGAAUAAAUCUUGAAGAAAUGGA